UGCGCGGUCAGGCCUAGGACUCAGUCGGGGAGGCGCUAUGGAGGGACACGGAGGUCGGGUAGCCGCUCUCCGCCUGGAAGUCCUGCUGGGCCACCUCUCCCCCUCCCGGGCUGCGGGAGCCACCCUCGCACCAUCUCCUACUUCAGCCCAACUUGCUACGGAGAAAUACCCAAUACAGUUUCGUUACACAUUGGAUAAUAACCUCCUUAGCACUGAACAAAGACACUUCUAUGAGGAGAAUGGCUAUCUAGUCAUCAGAAAUCUGGUUUCCAGUGAGGAUAUUGAAUGUUUCAGAAAUGAGUUCAUGAAGAUCUGCAGAAAUGAGGUGAAAGUGCCUGGACUGGUGAUCAUGAGAGAUAUUGCAAUUGCCAAGUCAGAGUUCAUUGCAGAUCAAAAAGCAAUUACAAAAAUACAAGACUUUAUAGGUGACGAAGAACUCUUCAGAUAUUGUACUUUGCCUCAGAUACUGAAAUAUGUUGAAUGCAUGGUUGGACCAAACAUCAUGGCUAUGCACACCAUGCUCAUAAAUAAACCUCCAGAUCCUGGAAAGAAGAGUUCUCGCCAUCCACUCCACCAGGAUUUGCAUUAUUUCCCAUUCCGGCCUGCAGAUCGCAUUGUUUGUGCCUGGACUGCAAUGGAAAGGAUUGAUCGCAGAAAUGGAUGCCUCGUAGUAUUGCCAGGAACACAUAAGGGGCCUCUGAAGCAACAUGAUUAUCCUGAGUGGGAGGGUGGUGUAAACAAAAUGUACCAUGGAAUCCGUGACUUUGAUAAAAGCACCCCAAGAGUUCACCUGGUUAUGGAGAAAGGAGACACUGUGUUUUUCCACCCCUUACUGAUCCAUGGCUCUGGGAUGAACAGGACUGAAGGCUUCCGAAAGGCAAUCUCAUGUCAUUAUGCAAGUUCUGACUGCCACUACAUUGAUGUGAAAGGUACUUCUCAGGAGCACUUUGAGGAAGAAAUUCAAGAGAUUGCAAGAAAAAAGUAUGGCAUAGACUCACAUGUCAACCUGAAGGAUGCUUGGAUGCUUCGAAGUCGCCUUGCUAAAGGAAAGAGAAUAAAUCUUUGAAAUCUGAUUCGGAUGCCAAGGCUGGCGUGUCAGAAGGUGGAUUCCUAAACUGCCCAAGAGAUAACACGAUUCAUUUUUUACUGAUGUAUUUUCCCAACUAUUUUGCGGCUUAUCGCGAAUAUUUGUAAAGCAUAUAUUUUUUUGAAAAUUAAUAUAUUUUUGAAAUUUCAAAAAUGUCGAGUUGGAAGUCAGCUCCAUUAAAUGGUGGCUGCUUCUUUCUGACGAAGCCUUAACAAGAUACAUAACGUAACAGUAUUUGAUUGUAAAAGGUGAAAAUAAGGGAAUUUUAAAAUUAUUUUUCUAAUUUGAAAAA
This is a messenger RNA of Anolis sagrei ordinatus, 1379 nucleotides long. RefSeq names its product phytanoyl-CoA 2-hydroxylase (gene PHYH). Gene Ontology annotation, biological process: fatty acid alpha-oxidation. The record is from RefSeq and is a predicted model, not a curated record. Gene Ontology annotation, molecular function: phytanoyl-CoA dioxygenase activity. Lineage: Eukaryota; Metazoa; Chordata; Lepidosauria; Squamata; Anolidae.